Messenger RNA from Carica papaya (papaya), 1475 nucleotides. Its product is annotated as GDSL-like Lipase/Acylhydrolase superfamily protein. The record is from RefSeq and is a predicted model, not a curated record. Gene Ontology annotation, molecular function: hydrolase activity, acting on ester bonds. Lineage: Eukaryota; Viridiplantae; Streptophyta; Magnoliopsida; Brassicales; Caricaceae.
ACUAAAGUUCAUAAUGCCUGGGGGAAAAGUAGGAAGAGACAUGCAGCCCAAACACCCGACUUUUCUACCAAAGAACAAAAGGGAAAAGCUAUCAACUUGCUUCUAUUUUAAGUAUAAGUUUGAAAACCAAGCUAAUCACUCACCUCAGGAAAACCCUUUUUGGUGUCUUGACACGAUGACACCUUUCCUCUGUUAAAUUCUGAUACAACGAACAAAUUUAUAAUUCACCUACUUAAAGGUUGAUUAUCAAGUCUGAACAAGCCCCAUCCACCUCAAGAGAAAAUAAGUAUUUUCUCCUUUUGCCACUCAACUGAGAAUCAUUCAUACCAGCCUCACCAACUACCUUCGGGCCUGAAAUAAUAUAUACCACUGAAUUAAAGACCAACAUAGAAAAAUAUGGCAUCAUGUAAGGCAAUUCUUUGCUUUAUCUUAACUUAUUUCCUGCUGCAACUAUCAGAGAUCAAUGCAAAAGUUCCCGCCAUAAUUGUGUUUGGAGACUCUUCGGUGGAUUCUGGAAACAAUAACCAGAUCUCGACAAUCCUGAAGAGCAAUUUUGCACCAUAUGGACGGGAUUUUAUUGAUGGGAAACCUACUGGAAGAUUUUCGAAUGGUCGGAUUCCUACAGAUUUCAUUUCUGAAGCUUUUGGGAUCAAAUUGACGGUGCCUGCAUAUCUUGAUCCAAUGUAUAAUAUAACAGACUUUGCUACUGGAGUUUCCUUUGCUUCUGCGGGAACUGGCUAUGAUAAUGCUACCUCAGAUGUGCUAUCUGUACUACCUCUUUGGAAGGAACUGGAGUACUACACUGAGUAUCAGAACAAGCUAAGAGAGUACCUAGGUCACGAAAGAGCAAAUGAGAUUCUUAGGGAAGCCCUUUACCUGAUAAGUAUUGGAACCAAUGACUUCCUAGAAAACUAUUAUCUUCUUCCACACAGAUCGUCAGAAUUCUCCGUGGAGGACUACCAGAAUUUUCUGGCAGAAAUUGCAAGAAAUUUCAUCACAGAGCUUUACAAGCUAGGAGCUCGGAAGAUAUCUAUUGCUGGGCUUCCUCCAAUGGGAUGCUUACCACUGGAAAGAACAACAAGAAUCUUCUUCAGAAACAAUUGUGUGGAGAAGUACAAUGACGUAGCUAAAGAUUUCAAUGACAAAUUGGAUGGCUUGGUCAGGACAUUGAACAAGGAGCUUGCUGCAAUCAGGCUGCUGCUUUCAAAUCCCUAUGAUAUUCUCUUACAAAUCAUUCAGAAGCCAGAGUUCUUUGGUUUUCAAAACGUGAAGACGGCAUGUUGUGGAACUGGAUACUUUGAGAUGAGCUACCUGUGCGAUAAAAUGAACCCUUUUACAUGUUCAGAUGCAAAUGAGUACGUGUUUUGGGAUUCCUUCCACCCAACUGAAAAAACAAAUAGCAUCAUAGCAGAUCAUGUGUUCAAAAGUGGCUUAAUUCAGUUUCUUUGAUUGGACAACAGUGUAAAUUGUAAUUG